GGCCAAGCCGCGGACGACGAAGAAGGGCGGCAAGCGGAAGCGGACGGCCGCGUCGAAGUAGAGACCCUCGUAGCAGCCCUCAACUUCGGGGAAUCCCUUAAGGAUCUAUCGCGCUUCGAAGAAGCCAAGGCGCUGCUGCGCCGAACGAUUCCUGUGGCGCGACGCGUUCUACGAGAGGGUGAUGAAGUCACGCUCGAACUGAGGUGCUGUCACGCGGAGGCGCUCUACAAGGACGGCGACGCCACGCUUGACGAUCUCCGCGGAAGCUUGACGACGCUCGAGGAGAUAGAACGGACCGCGCGGCGCGUGCUUGGUGGGGCACACCCGACCACAACGGAGAUUAAGGAGGCAUUGCAAGGCGCGCGAGCCGCGCUCCACGCCCGCGAGACGCCGCAGUCGUCGUUGCAGCGCUGA
This is a messenger RNA of Pelagomonas calceolata, 414 nucleotides long. The record is from the annotation of a GenBank genome assembly. NCBI's taxonomy places the organism in Eukaryota, Pelagophyceae, Pelagomonadales, Pelagomonadaceae.